GUGGACAGUGAAAGCAUCGCUUCGCUGAGCAGGGUUGGCAUUCAAGCGCCCAGAUCUGCCAAGCGCCUCGCUUUACGAGGACCAUUCGCUUCUUCGCGGUUACGCUUCCAAAGUACGUUCAGUCUCAACUCCUUCUCUUCGUGGAAGUGAGCGGAAGCUGCUUCAUCUCAAUGGUUGCUAACUGCUGUUGACACCUCGCACGACGCUGGCCCUUCGCAGCGCCUUCUCAAGCUUUUGCUAGGGAUCGCAAAGUAGAGACGCUCAUUGGGAAGGAGUACCCUGCAAUUGGCAUCUGGUGCACGAGACGGAAGGGAUAUUGGCGAGAACAAGCCGCUUCGAUUAGUGACGUGGUGGAAGAUUCACUUUUAGCCCAAGAUGGCUGCACACGGACGCUUCACGGAGAGUGCUGCCACGCAGCGCCUCGUCAGAGAGGUACAGUUUGGCGUUCUAAGCCCGGAUGAGAUUCGAGCCAUGUCUGUUCUUAAGGUUGAGCACCCUGAAACGUUGGACGAGAAUGGCAAGUACAAAGUAGGCGGUCUUUCGGAUCCUAGACUCGGUACCAUCGAUCGCAACUUCAAGUGCCAGACGUGCGGCGAGGGAAUGGCCGAUUGUCCAGGCCACUUUGGGCACAUCGAGCUUGCUCGCCCCGUAUACCAUCAGGGGUUCAUCAAGCUGAUCAAGAAGAUCCUUGAGUGUGUCUGCAAUCGUUGCGGCAAGCUGCUGGCUGAUGAGCACACCGACCCGGUGUUUAAAGCUAUCUUGGAACGUACGCGAGGGCCGAAGGCGCGCAACAGGCGAUUGCAGGCAGUGUGGGCGCACUGCAGCAAGAUUUCCGUGUGCCAGACAGACGACCUGAAGGAGGAGGAUCCGCUCGCAGAUGUUCAGGCCGAGGUGCUCGGACAUCAUGGAUGCGGACACGUCCAGCCAAAUAUCAGGCGUCAUGGGCUGGUGAUAAACACCGUUCCCAAGAAGGGCAGCAAAGUAGAGGACGGCGAGGCGGCGGAGGAAGCUGACAAGAAAGGCAAUUCUCAACCGAACAAAACGAAGUUCUCUGCUGCUGAUGCACAGCAACUCUUGAAGAAGAUGAGCGACGAGGACAUCGAGCGCCUGGGCUUGUCGACUGUCGAUGCACGUCCCGAGUGGAUGAUCCUGACUGUCUACCCUGUUCCUCCUCCUCCUGUCCGUCCGGGAGUCGCCGAAGGCACUACAGGCAAAGGAGAGGACGAUUUGACUUACAAGCUUGCAGACAUCAUCAAAGCGAGCGCUCAGCUCAAGCGCUUCGAAAACGAAGGCGCACCAGCUCACAUCAUUUCAGAGUUCGAGCAAGUCCUACAAUUUCACUGCGCAACACUCAUGGACAACGAGUCGGCCGGUAUACCAAAGGCCAUGCAGAAGUCAGGACGACCGGUGAAGUCGAUCCGUGCAAGACUGAAAGGCAAAGAGGGUCGUCUGCGUGGCAAUCUCAUGGGCAAGCGCGUGGAUUUUUCAGCGCGUACUGUCAUCACUGGUGACCCCAACUUGGAGCUUGAUCAGGUUGGAGUGCCCAAAAGCAUCGCACGCAACUUGACCUAUCCCGAAAAAGUCACUCCGUACAACAUCAAGGACCUGCAGGAGCUUGUUCGACGAGGACCAACCGAAUGGCCGGGUGCUCGUUACGUGAUACGUGACACUGGAGAGCGUAUUGAUCUCAAGUACAACAAGCGAUCAGACAUGGCCUUGCAGUAUGGAUGGACGGUGGAGAGACAUCUCAGGGAUGGGGACUACGUUCUGUUCAAUCGUCAACCAAGUCUUCACAAGAUGUCCAUGAUGUGUCACCGUGUCAAGCUCAUGGACUUCUCGACUUUCCGACUUAAUCUAUCUGUCACGCCACCCUACAACGCUGACUUCGAUGGUGACGAGAUGAAUCUGCACGUUCCUCAGAGCGAGGAGACCCGAGCUGAGCUCAGUCAGAUCGCUUGGGUACCGAGACAGAUCGUGUCUCCACAAGCAAAUAAGCCAGUCAUGGGCAUUGUGCAAGACACGCUUUGCGGCAUUCGGAAGUUUACGCUUCGCGAUUGUCUUUUGGACUACGACGCGGUCCAAAACCUACUGCUAUGGGUGCCUGAGUGGGACGGCACAGUGCCCAUGCCUUGCAUCAUCAAGCCUAAGCCGUACUGGUCGGGCAAGCAAUUACUGUCUCUCUGCAUUCCAAAGGGCAUCAACGUCAGCAAUGGAGGAGUCAUCAACCGCCAGAAGUGCAACGUCGAUGAUAGCGCCGUGGCCAUUGAGAACGGCGAGCUGCUCACCGGCGUCAUCAACAAGAAGGUGGUUGGUGCAGUUGCAGGGGGAUUGAUCCACGUCAUCUUUAGAGAGCGCGGACCCAUCGUCUGCCGCGACUUCUUUGGUGGUGCGCAGCGUCUUGUGAACUACUGGCUGCUGCACAACGGGUUCAGCAUUGGUAUUGGCGAUACCGUCGCAGACGACAACACUGCGAAGAAGAUUACGGACGAGAUCAUGAACGCCAAAGCCAAAGUGGCUCAUCUGAUCGACGACGCGAAGAACGACAAGCUGAGAACCAAGCCGGGUAUGACUCUCCGAGAGUCGUUCGAAGCUGAAGUCAAUUCAAUCCUCAACAAAGCUCGUGACACGGCCGGCACAGAAGCGGAGAGAGACUUGCCGGAUUGGAAUAACGUGAAGCAAAUGGUUAUUGCCGGUUCCAAAGGUUCUUUCAUCAACAUCUCUCAAAUGUCUGCCUGUGUGGGCCAGCAAAGCGUCGAGGGCAAACGCAUUCCCUUCGGAUUCCGCCAUCGCAGCCUGCCACACUUCACAAAAGACGACUUCAGUCCCGAAUCUCGUGGCUUCGUCGAGAACUCUUACAUGCGUGGUCUGACUCCUCAAGAGUUCUUCUUCCACGCCAUGGCGGGUAGAGAAGGUUUGAUCGACACAGCCGUCAAGACGGCUGAGACCGGAUACAUUCAGCGUCGUCUCGUCAAAGCGCUCGAGGAUGUCAUGGUCCACUAUGACGGUACGGUACGGAAUUCGACCAACAGCGUCAUCCAAUUUGCCUAUGGAGAAGACGGUAUUGACGGUGCUAUGGUCGAGCGCCAGCAUCUGAUCACACAUCGCUUGACGGACAAGCAGUUCCACAAUCAAUUCCACGUGGAUCUGCACGAAGCAAAUGGUGGCUACAGGCCGGGAACACUCCUGCCAGGGUUAGCAGAAUGGUCUCCAGAGCUUCAAUCCCUAAUCGACGUCGAGUGGGCUCAGCUUUGCGAGGACAGAAAUCUCUUGCGCUCGUUCAUUUUCAAGACUGACCGCAACGACGUGCAGCUGCCAAUGAACAUCGCGCGCCUUAUUGUCAACGCGAAGCAAGAGUUCCGCGUUGACGAUCGCAUGCCCACCGAUCUCUCACCAGCCAAGAUCAUCACGGAUCUACGCACUUUGCUCGACAAGCUUGUCGUGGUGCGUGGAGGAGAUGCUAUCUCGCGCGAGGCGCAAUUCAACGCCACCAUCUUGUUCAAGACCCAUCUGCGAGCAACAUUCUCCAGCCGAUACGCCAUCGAGCGCCUUCAUCUCAACAGCGAGGCGUGGGACUACAUUCUGGGCGAGAUCGAAAUCCAGUUCGCGAAGUCUGUGGUUGCUGCUGGAGAGAUGUGCGGCACCCUCGCUGCUCAGAGUAUCGGAGAGCCAGCUACGCAAAUGACGCUCAACACAUUCCACUACGCUGGUGUAGCGAGUAAGAAUGUGACGCUUGGUGUACCUCGCCUCAAGGAAAUCAUCAAUUGCGCGGAGAACAUCAAGACACCUUCUCUCGCCGUGUAUCUCACGCCAGAGUACAGCGGUAGCGAGGAGCAGGCCAAGCGUAUCACUGCGCAUCUCACCAAUACCACGCUGCGCACCGUCACGGAGAGUGUUGAGAUCCAUUUCGACCCGGAUCCCUCAGCGACGAACAUCGAAGAGGACCGUGACUUCGUCGAAGCUUUCUUUGCCAUUCCUGACCCGGAGAUGGAAGCAUCCUUGCCAAAGCAACAGUCUUGGCUGCUCCGCCUCAUUCUGAGCAGAAAGGAGAUGCUCAACGCUGAGCUGACAAUGGCAGAGGUCGCCGCGAAGAUAUCGGAGAAGCUUGGCGAAGACGUUUUCGUCAUGCACAGUGAAGACAAUGCAGACAAGCUGGUUCUGCGCAUUCGUGUCGUCGAGAGCGAGCUCGAUAAAGACACUGAGGGGCAGGAGGACGUUCUGCUGCGCAAGAUUGCGGACCUCCUCCUUACAGACCUCGAUCUUAAAGGUGUCACGGGCAUCAAAAAAGUGUUCAUUGUCGAGCAAGACAAAACGCAUCAACGCAUCAAUGCUGAGGGUGGAUGGGAGCCUGUCAAAGAGUGGAUGCUCGACACCGACGGAUCCAACUUGAAGGAGGUACUGGCGGUUGAAGGUGUCGACAAGGUCCGCACAGUGUCAAACAAUUGUGUCGAAGUCUUCAAAGCCUUUGGGAUUGAAGCUGCCAGAUUGUCCCUGUUGCGUGAAGCCAAGGCAGUCAUCGAGUUCGAUGGGUCCUACGUCAAUUAUCGCCAUCUGGCCCUGCUUUGCGACCUGAUGACCAUGCAAGGCCAUCUGAUGGCGAUCACCCGUCACGGCAUCAACAGGACCAAUCAAGGCGCCCUCAUGAGAUGCACGUUCGAGGAGACGGUCGAAAUCCUGAUGGAUGCCGCUUCUACCGGUACCCUCGACGAUUGCAAGGGCGUCGCAGAAAACGUCUUGCUCGGCCAGAUGGCGCCAAUGGGCACUGGGGCAUUCGAAGUGCACCUCGACGUUGAUCAGCUCAAGGACGUCAUCGUGGACUUGCGCUACACCCAAGCAGCUGCGAUGAGCGCUAGCUUCAAUGCUCAAGACGGCAGCAAAACCCCAGGCGGAGCCCUCACUCCGUACGACUCCUCCAGCCCGUCGAGCGGCUACAUGAUAGACGAUGCUGGAAGCGGUGGCUUUGCUUUCUCACCUUUAGCUAUGCAACAAGAAGAGCAGUACAGCGAUUUCCUCGGCGCUGGAACCACGCCGAUGCGAACGCCAAUGGGAGGUUACUCUCCCGGUCAAGGUCUCGGAUACUCUCCUUCCAGUCCAAUGGGCUACUCGCCAGCAUCGCCGGCGUAUGCAGCUACCAGUCCGGCCAUGGUCAGCCCUUGGGUAUCGGGCGGUGCAGGCGGCACAAGUCCAGGCUACAGUCCCACUAGUCCUCGCAUCAACUUCGGCAAUGCUCCCACCUCGCCAAGCUUUUCGCCUGCGUCGCCAAGCUUCUCCCCUUCGUCGCCGAGCUACUCUCCGCUCAGUCCCCGCGCCAAUGGAUCGCCGACGAGCCCAUCUUGGAGUCCCACCAGCCCACAAUUCAGUCCCACGAGUCCACAGCAGCAGUACUCGCCCGCCUCGCCCAAGUGGAGCCCAACCUCGCCGUCGUAUUCGCCGACGUCGCCCCAAUACUCGCCCACUUCGCCGCGAGGUGCUGGUGGACGCUUUGGACCUACGAGCCCUGCCUACUCGCCGACGUCGCCCACGUACAGCCCGGCAUCGCCAUCGUACUCGCCAACGAGCCCACGUCACGGAGGUCCAACGUCUCCGCAGUACUCUCCGACGUCGCCUUCAUUCUCGCCGACCUCGCCUCAGUACUCACCAACGUCUCCUCAAUACUCCCCCACGUCACCACAGUAUUCGCCGACUUCUCCUCAAUUCUCCCCCACCUCGCCUAUUGCUGGCGGUGCGGCUUCGCCUGGUGGUGCAACGUCGCCCCAACGCAGGUCCCGCUUCAAAGAAGGCGGAUCACCAUGGGCAUCGCGCCGCUAAGCUCCACUGCGCCUUUGACGCCAGCAAGCCGCCUCGAUGCAGCGACGUUCGCAGCCUUUGGGACACAAAACCUCCUUCAAAACAAAUGGAACCCUCUCACCUGAUGUACGCCUCGACCUUGAAAGCACAAUACAGUACCAAUUGCAAUAUAACUUAGCGACCUUUUACCAGCCUACGCCCACAUUGGCGCACUCUUCUACUUUGCUGC
This is a messenger RNA of Ceraceosorus guamensis, 6013 nucleotides long. RefSeq names its product beta and beta-prime subunits of DNA dependent RNA-polymerase. Gene Ontology annotation, biological process: transcription by RNA polymerase II. Lineage: Eukaryota; Fungi; Basidiomycota; Exobasidiomycetes; Ceraceosorales; Ceraceosoraceae. Gene Ontology annotation, molecular function: DNA binding. The transcript is spliced from 5 exons. The record is from RefSeq and is a predicted model, not a curated record. The coding region runs from base 376 to 5805 and encodes 1809 amino acids. Gene Ontology annotation, cellular component: RNA polymerase II, core complex.